Molecule: messenger RNA, 822 nt
Organism: Brassica napus (rape)
Lineage: Eukaryota; Viridiplantae; Streptophyta; Magnoliopsida; Brassicales; Brassicaceae
Product: glutathione S-transferase T3-like
Exons: 2
Coding region: 1-822 (273 amino acids)
Source: RefSeq, a predicted model, not a curated record
AUGGCUUCAAGGAAACCUGAUAUGGAUUCAACGAAUCCUGAUAUGGAUUCAACGAAUCCAUAUAGCCAGUAUCGUAGUUACGUAGGGCUUCUUAACUCUCAGAAUCAACAAACCUUUCCAUCUACUGUAAACAUUGGAGCCUCACAAAUCCCUUCUUUUGGUUCCCAACAAACUGAGGCUCCUGCUGUAGGUUCAGACACACCAGUGGACCGUCGGGGGAGAAAGACAUGGACCCCAUCUGAUGACGAGGUCCUAAUAAGCGCCUUGCUUAAUACUUCUAAGGACGCUGUAGUUGGAAACGACCAAAAGGGAGGAACGAACCUUCUGCGGUGGUCAAAGAUCAAUGAUCAGACCAACAAGUUCGCUGCAGCAUACGCUACUGCUGAGAGACAAAUCAGUAGUGGACAGAAUGAAAACGAUGUUCUAAAGUCGGCUCAUCAGAUCUUCCACUCCCACCACAACACAAAGUUUAAACUGGAGCAUGCGUGGUGUAUCUUGAGGCAUGAGCAGAAAUGGUUGAGUCUCAACACUGCUGCACAAAAAAGAAAGGCAACUGAGUCCUUUUCGCAAGCUACAGACAACAAUGUUGGUGACCAAGAGAUGCGGCCCGCAGGUAUUAAGGCGGCAAAAGCAAGCAGGAACAGUGGUAAAGGAAAGGCUUAUGGAGAUUAUAAGAGCAUGUGGGAUCUGAAGAUGGAAGAUUUGGCACAGAUGGAGAAGCUAUCCAAGCUCGCGAUUCUUGAUACUCUCCUAGCUAAGAAGGAACCACUUAGUGAGAGUGAAGAAGUCGUGAAGAAUAAACUCCUUGCCUUGUAUUUUUAA